Messenger RNA from Striga hermonthica, 915 nucleotides. The record is from the annotation of a GenBank genome assembly. NCBI's taxonomy places the organism in Eukaryota, Viridiplantae, Streptophyta, Magnoliopsida, Lamiales, Orobanchaceae.
AUGGCGGGCAUCUUCGUAAACCCGAACUCAACCCGCCACCAUUUGUUCGGAGAAAAUCAAGAAAUGACGAUGUUCGAUUUAAACGCGAGCCUCAACGAGGACGAGGUCAUGUCCGACUCCCCAAACGCCGCCGGGGGCAGUGACGUACUGUCGCCGCUCAGCGGCGGCCAGCCGAAGCUCUGCUCCCGCGGCCACUGGCGGCCGGCCGAGGACUCCAAGCUCCGGGAGCUCGUCGCCCUUUAUGGACCCCAAAAUUGGAACCUCAUUGCCGAGAAGUUACAAGGCAGAUCAGGGAAAAGUUGUAGGCUGAGGUGGUUCAACCAGCUGGACCCGAGAAUAAACCGGCGGGCCUUCACGGAGGAGGAGGAGGAGAGGCUAAUGGCGGCCCACCGGCUAUACGGCAACAAAUGGGCCAUGAUAGCCCGACUAUUCCCGGGCCGGACGGAUAAUGCUGUUAAGAACCAUUGGCACGUCAUCAUGGCCCGAAAGUACCGGGAACAGUCGACCGCUUACCGUCGCCGGAAAAUGGGCCAGUUUGUUCUCCGGAAGGCGGAGGAUGACGAGGCUCCGCCGCCCUUGGGAGGAUCUCCGGUGGCGGAGCCGGGAUUCGGAGGCGGCGGCGGUGGAGGAUUGUGGGCAACGCAGGUUUCUUCUCUUGGUUAUUAUCCAGGUUUUCACAGUGCUAGUACAAGUCAUGAUAUGAUGAGCGUUUUCAGCAGUGGCAGUAAAAAUCAAUGGGGUAUGGAAUCUGAAUCGUAUAAUAAUUACCGCAAUUCGAGUUAUCCGUUUGCCGUGCAAAUGCCGGAAUUUUUCGGCUCGUCUGUGGCUCGGGAGGCUUCGCCGAUGGAAAUAUCGGCCGGCGAGGAUAAUGUACCUCCACCUUUUAUAGAUUUUCUUGGUGUUGGGGCUUUGUGA